Molecule: messenger RNA, 1125 nt
Organism: Ogataea philodendri
Lineage: Eukaryota; Fungi; Ascomycota; Pichiomycetes; Pichiales; Pichiaceae
Exons: 1
Coding region: 1-1125 (374 amino acids)
Molecular function (GO): DNA binding
Source: RefSeq, a predicted model, not a curated record
AUGCCUAGACCGCCAAACAGUUGGGUUUGGCAGCAUUUCAGGCACAUUUCGAAUGAGGCUGGAUACUCCAAUGUCCAAUGUCUUCAUUGCGAGAAGUCGUUCAAAUACUCCAGCCGGAACGGACCUACGAACCUGGCACGACACAUCAACAAGACCCACCGCCUUGGCCAGCCAGAGUCAUCUAUCACGCGAAGACCGUUCCGUGCGAUCUCGGGAGACCUCGACAAAGUUGAUGGCGAUGGCGACCAUCACGUGAAUCACGGAGGAGUGGGCCAGGUUCAGCCCCAACACUCCCCCUCCCAGCAUAAGGACUCGAGCACAGAAUCGUCAGGAACUGUUGCUCCAGACAGAGCCACGUCUCUGGAUAUUGGGCUGACGACACCAACCGACCUGGGACCCGCCGGUUACCACGGUGCGAACGCCAUGUUGCAAGGAAACGGCAUCAUGGUAAAUAAUACUGGCAACCCAGUUCCAACUGGGUCCACCUCAUCCGCUUCUUCGAACGGCCAUAAUGGAUCUCUUUCCGCCCACGACUACUCCGACUCCAUCACCAGAUCAAUAGCUAUCCAGACCCCGUUGUACAGGCUUGAUUUGCAGAACAGCGGGCCCUCGCAACGAUCCAUGCAGAAACAGACAGAUCAGCUCGAAUCCAUGCUCUACACUGCGCAACAGACUGUACAGCAACUUGCGCCACACCAACCACAACUGUACCAGGUCCAGCACGUUCUGCAGAGCGUCAUCCAGACCCAACAGAGCUUGUACCAGCAGCUCAGACUGCAGGCCCGGGCGUCUGCGAGAGUCGAACAACGUCUUGCUCGCUCGUUGAACGAGGCUCGAGGAACAGGUAUCGAAAGAGAGUUCGAGCUUGUUCCGUACGCUUCAGGCGUCGAUCCAGCGAGCGACGAAACAAGCCUGCCGCUUCUGGUCAACAUCUACGUCCUGUUCAACUGUACAAACGCGGUCCUGGAUCAGUAUCUGGUCAACUACGAACUGCUUGGGUCCAACUCAUCAGACGCAAGCAGAAUGAACAGACAGGACAAAAUCCUCCAGCUGGGCAAAUUCAUCGGCUGCCUGGCUGUCGAAAAAUACUGGGACAACUUCAGAAGAAUGAGAGUCAACAAUUGA